Messenger RNA from Ostrinia nubilalis (European corn borer), 1576 nucleotides. RefSeq lists its product as uncharacterized. Bases 35 to 1291 code for a protein of 418 amino acids. The record is from RefSeq and is a predicted model, not a curated record. The transcript is spliced from 9 exons. NCBI's taxonomy places the organism in Eukaryota, Metazoa, Arthropoda, Insecta, Lepidoptera, Crambidae.
AUUCAAAUCAGUGCUAUUACGGUCGUCACAGAAAAUGGCUAAAGCGCAUUGUUUUAUAAUUUUGUUAUUGUGUAUAAGUAAGAGUCUAAUACUAUGCGAUGUGUUGUGUGAACAAGGAUUCUGUGCGACAUACGUCAACGACCCAGGCUGCUCAUCAACGGCGCAGGAGUGCAGCAUCAACAACGCGACCCACCACGGGCUGACGCUGCCGUCUCCCACCAUCUGCAACUGCUGCAACUACUGUCUGCCAACUUUUAAUGAAGGCGCGCAUUGCAGUCGCGGUGGUCCUGGGACCGGGACAACCAUUGGACGUUGCGGGGACGGGCUCACCUGCAUCGCUGAGGCUGAUGGCAACUUCUGUCGGAGGAUGAACACAACCUGCCACAGGGACCAAGAUGACUACGACGCAAGGCAUCUGGCAGGGGAGACGGGAGAGUUGGAGGAGCGACCGUCGUGCGACGGGAAGGGGAACUAUGACGUCUUCUCUUGCGUCCCAACUCAGACAUGCUUUUGCCAGUCCGAAGAUGGUGAGAGGAUAUUCGGUGAAGCAGUGUACUUGGGAGUAGAGACCAAGCGGAACAUGCAUUGUCGCUGCUCCCGCUUGCACGAGAAAAUCAAGAAGAACUUAAGCCCAGGAGUUCCGUAUCCCGUGGUGGGUCCCCGCUGCACUCCUGAUGGUAACUUCCACCCUAUCCAGUGCAUCGACAGAAAGUGUUACUGCGUGGAUACAGUCUCUGGAGAGAUUGUGCAAAGUACUACAUCUGUGAAUCUGGAUGAGACACCGCUAACGGAGCUGGAUUGCUACGAUGCAGACUUGGACCUGUACCCUGAGCAGAGCCGCGGAGACCCGCCUUACAACUUAACCACGCCUUGCAUCGAAGGCAUCCAAGAUCAGAUCGACCUGAUCCAGCAGAGUGAGCAGGAAGGGUACAAUGUAGACUUCUUCAGCACAGUGCAAGGCUGCCUGCCUGAUGGGACGCCUACCAGGAUCGUUACUAGUAGGAAUAGAACAAAGAUUUGCGUGGACGAGCGUGGAGAACAAAUAGGAAAUUACCAGGCUGAUCCAAAUACUCCCGAGUACAACAAUAUAGACUGUAAAUGCGCCCGAACUUCCCACAUCAUGAGCACAUCCUCCGAGAAGCCAAUAUGCUGCAGCAACGGCAACUUCAGGAAGAUUCAGUGUAGACGCGGGAUGUGCCGCUGUGUGGACUCCGACGGCCGCCAGACCGAAAUGGAGCAGUCAGAUGUCACGAAACUGUCGUGUUAUACGGCGGAUUGGAGGACGUGUUAAGAUUUUAAUGUGAAUAAAAUAUUAAUUAAAUAUCACUUUGAUAGAACCUUAUGGCCAAUUACCGUAUGUGUAAGGCCAAAAAUGAGAUGGUUUAAAAAAGAAAAUGUCAAUUUGACAUUUAAAAAUAUGCACUAGUGAUGUGACAUGCUUUAAAAUAACUUGUUAACGUUAUUGACUUUCUCCAAAACAACGCUUUUUUUUAAUAUAGCAGUAAUCAAAUUGUUCAUUCAAGUAUUGUUUAAUAAAGAGUUAAACAGUCUGUUAUUAAAAUCUGAUGCCAAAAUA